AUGACUCCACCACCAUCAAAGAGAUCGCGUAUGUUCAUGAUCAACAAUCUGCUUGAUCAACAGCUUGGCGGUGGUGAUUUUUUUAAGCAUUUGGGGGAAGAAACCAAGAUCACCCGGAAAUUUAACCUUACGAAACUAUCUACUAAAUUUUUAAUACAUGGAUUGCCUGAUGAACCAGAGGGGCUUUUAAAAGAAAUUUUUCAGCGAUGUAUUGACCAAACUCUAGAAACUAGCCAUGAUCAUCAACUUGAUCCUGACCAACUUGGAUGUACAGUGAGUAGUCAGUUAUUGGAAACUGACAUUUGGAUCCCGAUCAGGGACAUCACCAACAACACAGUCGACGCUAUAUUAAAUCAAUUCCUAAAGGUGGCUCAAUCAAAGAAGCAAGAUAAUGGCAUACUUUGGGGUGAGCCAUUUAAUGUUUCAGUUACCUGUAUUGACAAGAAAAAUAUUCAACAUAUACGUACUAUCCGAGGCAGCGGCAAAGCUUCGACAAUUCAACAUAAAGUUAAAGACUGCAAUCUUAUUAAAAUUAAUAAUUCUGACAACUACUGUUUAUUUCAUUCACUAUCUGCUACUUUCAAGAGGCAUGACACAUCAACUCGAGAAAGAUGCUAUAGAACUUAUGAAUAUAAUUAA
Molecule: messenger RNA, 639 nt
Organism: Meloidogyne enterolobii
Lineage: Eukaryota; Metazoa; Nematoda; Chromadorea; Rhabditida; Meloidogynidae
Source: the annotation of a GenBank genome assembly